AUGAAUUUGUUUUGUAAAAGCGCUCACUAUUUACGUGUUGUCCGCACCUCAGAGAUCGACACCGAACUCAGUGGCCAUCGAUUGCGACAGAUUGUCAAUACGAUGGGAAUCGCCGACGAAGACACCGAAGACGAUGAGCUUAGAUAUUAUCUUUUGAUGAGAUUAGUGGACAAAUUCUAUUCGUUUCAUAACCGAUAUCCCGGUCAGUCUCACGAUGAGGUCGAAAGUGAUGUCUCUCUUCUUAAGUCAUAUCUCAAAGAGAUUUCUAAUGAAUUUGGAUCUAAUUCUAUAAUAAAGGACGACUUAAUCCAUGAAAUUUGUCGUUACGGAGGAUCUCAAUUGCAUUCAAUCUCGGCAUUCAUUGCCGGCUGUGCCGCACAGGAAGCCAUCAAAAUCCUCACUUCACAAUAUAUUCCUAUCGAUAAUACAUUUGUCUAUAACGGCAUGACUUGUGUGACCAAAACUUAUAAACUCUAACCCAACUGUUGUAUCAAUAAUUGACACCAAACUGUGAUCUAUAAAUUGCUUAUUAAUAAUCUAUUCAAUAAUAUUUAACUUUAUUUCGGUCAACAGUUUGAGACUCGCAUUGGAGUCCAUAUAUGCAGACAAUAUCACAAGAAUUGACUCCAAUUCGUUGCUUUAGUAUUAAUAAAUAACAUAGAUUUGAAACUAAUUACACAAUUUGUUAAACUUUGUACUCUAUAUUGUGAUUGAAUUAAACUUAUUUUGUAUUAAAUAUGAAUUAAAAUAA
Molecule: messenger RNA, 751 nt
Organism: Medioppia subpectinata
Lineage: Eukaryota; Metazoa; Arthropoda; Arachnida; Sarcoptiformes; Oppiidae
Source: the annotation of a GenBank genome assembly